AUGCCGGUGCCGGGCGGGCGCCACGUCAGGCGGGGCGGGGCGGGGAUGGGGACCGGGAUGCGGGCAGGGAUGGCGGUGCCGGUGCCGGUGCCGGGGCUGGUGCUGGUGCUGGUGCUGGUGCUGGGCGCGCUGCGGGCGGGCGGCACCGAGCUGACCUUCGAGCUGCCCGACAGCGCCAAGCAGUGCUUCCACCAGGAGCUCGAGCGCGGCCUCAAGUUCACGCUGGACUACCAGGUGAUCACCGGGGGCCACUACGAUGUGGACUGCUACGUGGAGGACCCCAACGGCAGGACCAUCUACAAGGAGACCAAGAAGCAGUACGACAGCUUCCCGUACCACACCGAGGUCAAGGGCAUCUACACCUUCUGCUUCAGCAACGAGUUCUCCACCUUCUCCCACAAAACCGUCUACUUUGACUUCCAGGUGGGCGACGAGCCACCCAUCCUGCCCGACAUGAACAACCGCGUCACCGCCCUGACACAGAUGGAGUCUGCCUGUGUCACCAUCCACGAGGCUCUGAACACAGUGAUCGACUCCCAGACUCACUACCGCCUGCGGGAAGCACAGGACCGGAGCAGAGCCGAAGACCUCAAUGGCCGGGUCUCGUACUGGUCAGUCGGGGAAACCCUCAUCCUCUUUGUGGUCAGCAUUGGGCAAGUGAUGCUGCUCAAAAGCUUCUUUACUGAGAAGAGACCUGGCAGCGGCAGGGCGGGCACCUAGAGCUGCAGCCAUUGCCCAGACCACGGAGGCAGUGGGCGAGUGGUCGUCUCCUGGGUCACACUUUACCUCUGUCUUCUGCACGGUGCUGCCAUGGGGAGGUGGCCCCGUCCCCUCACCCGGCUGGUCUGUUCCUCUUCACCAGCUCCGCCGGGGAAGCAGGUGGGCUCGCUGGGCUGGCAUCGACAACGGUCCUUUGCCUGAUGCACGGUGCAGCCCUGGCGUCGAGCGAGGCCACUCGCACACCCCCAGCGGGCAGAGAGCUCUGCCCAGGCUGGAGAGGGGACAGAGCAAUGGGGACCCACCUCACACCUCCCUCCUGAGCGCUCCUGGCCCGCGCUGUGCCGUCACCUGCAGGAGGGCCAAGGCCGGCAGCAGCACCCCAGGAACCACUGGCUCAAAAAGGGAGGCAAGGUUUCAGCACGGGCUUUUUGCUUGGUGGUUUCCAUUGCUUUGCAAGCACCCAUCUGCACAGUGAAGUGUUUCCCAGGCCUUUCUCUGCUGUGGGAGCAAGCGACAUGCCCCAUACAAGAUGAUAUUUUCAUAUUUACUUGAUUCCAUGGCUGGCACUUGGCCCCCCAUGUGUCUCACCGUGCCUGGCAGACAGUGAGGGCUGGCACAGCUCUGCUCCAUGUGAGCUGAGAAUGCCCCAACCCUGCCCCAGCAGCAGCAAAGACCUCCUCCCCAUGUCCCUGGGACUGCAGCCCCAUUCUCUGGAGCCCCACAAGCCAGAGAUCCCCGCAAAAGCCCUGGGGAGACCACCCCGUGUGAGCUCUGGGGGUACCAGAGCUCCAGCUGCCACCACCAGCCCUUGAGCGGGCACGGGAUCGCUCCUGCGGAGCCAGAGCAGCACCACUGGUGUUCUAUUUUGUCAUUUCAUAAUAAACUCCUGCA
Messenger RNA from Cuculus canorus (common cuckoo), 1611 nucleotides. RefSeq names its product transmembrane p24 trafficking protein 3 (gene TMED3). The record is from RefSeq and is a predicted model, not a curated record. Lineage: Eukaryota; Metazoa; Chordata; Aves; Cuculiformes; Cuculidae. Gene Ontology annotation, biological process: endoplasmic reticulum to Golgi vesicle-mediated transport; intracellular protein transport; Golgi organization. The coding region runs from base 1 to 720 and encodes 239 amino acids. Gene Ontology annotation, cellular component: COPII-coated ER to Golgi transport vesicle; endoplasmic reticulum; endoplasmic reticulum-Golgi intermediate compartment. The transcript is spliced from 3 exons.